AUGGUGGCGAGCGAGACGCAGGGCGAGGCGCACGCUGCGCUCCUCGCUUUCCUCGCAGCAAUCAAGGAGCAGCCGGACCUCCUCCACUUUUACCUGACUGAGCUGCUCCCCGACGUCGCAGCCUCCUUUAAGACGGGCGGCGCUGCCAGCUGCGACCGGCUCGGCGCCAUCAAGCUGCUCCUGCUCGCGUGCACGCUCAGCUCAGCUGAGGCGGCGCCGGCGCUCUUCUCCCUCACGCUGCCGCUCCUCAUCCACGGCAUGAGCGUCGCCGCGGACGGGCCGCCCUCAAAGGUGGGCGCGGAGCUGUCGGCGGUGGCGCACGCCGCCCUCACGGCGCUCGCCAGCCGGUCGGCGGACGCAUUCCGCGCUUCUGUCGCAAAUUUCUCCACCGAGACGCGGUCGCGGAUGGAGGUUGCCAUCCGGGAGGAGCAGGCGAAGAAGCAACGCGCGGUGGCCGCGUCGCCCGGUGCCGCUGUCACCGCCGCCAAGCCCAAGAUUGCGCUCAAGAUGGACUUUGGCAGCUUCUCCGCCAAGGCGUAGGCGGGUGAGGCGUGAAGGUUGCAGCCCCGGUGCGACAGCAUCCGACUGCUGCGGCCCUGAGUGUGCGUGUGUGAGUGUGUGCGCGAUGCUGCUGAACUGCUCUCUUUCGUCUUUGCACUCUGGGCGGAUCCUACAUGCUACAUCUCAUAGGGGUACCUCGUAGGGGGCUUCGUCCCCGGGAGCGGGACCCGGAGAGCUCUCUAGUUUUUGUGUGUCGGUAGAAGCGUAGAACAUAUGUCUU
This is a messenger RNA of Emiliania huxleyi CCMP1516, 781 nucleotides long. RefSeq lists its product as hypothetical. Bases 1 to 540 code for a protein of 179 amino acids. The record is from RefSeq and is a predicted model, not a curated record. Lineage: Eukaryota; Haptophyta; Isochrysidales; Noelaerhabdaceae. The transcript has 3 exons.